Messenger RNA from Arabidopsis arenosa, 6318 nucleotides. Lineage: Eukaryota; Viridiplantae; Streptophyta; Magnoliopsida; Brassicales; Brassicaceae. The record is from the annotation of a GenBank genome assembly.
GUUUCUCGAUCAAGCUAAACCCUAAUCUAGCUCCAAUUUUCCCCUUUUCUCCGUUGUUUUCCUAUUAUCAAGCCCUAAUCGUUGUAGCAACCUUGACUCCGUCAAACGCGAAAUCUCCUUGAUUGGCUCUGAAUUUGAGGACACUUGAUGGAUAAUAACAAUUGGAGGCCUUCUCUUCCAAACGGAGAACCUGCCAUGGACUCAGGUGACUGGAGAACUCAAUUGCCUCCUGAUUCACGUCAGAAGAUCGUCAACAAGAUAAUGGAAACACUGAAGAAGCACCUUCCAUUUUCUGGACCUGAGGGAAUUAACGAGCUCAGGAGAAUUGCAGCCAGAUUCGAGGAGAAAAUUUUCAGCGGUGCUGUUAACCAGACUGAUUACCUUCGGAAAAUAUCAAUGAAGAUGCUGACAAUGGAGACUAAAUCACAAAAUGCAGCUGGUUCUUCCGCAUCUAUCCCUGCUGCUAAUAAUGGCACAUCCAUAGAUUCGAUACCCACCAAUCAAGGUCAUCUUCUUCCAGGAUCGUUACCAACCAAUCAAUCUCAAGCACCUCAGCCGUUACUGUCCCAAACCAUGCAGAAUAAUAGUGCCUCUGGAAUGACGGGUUCUACUGCUUUACCAUCUUCCAUGCCGCCGGUUUCUUCCAUAGCCAAUAAUAACGUCACAAGUGUUGUAAACCAGAAUGCCAAUAUGCAAAAUGUAGCUGGAAUGUUGCAAGAUUCAUCUGGGCAGCAUGGCCUUUCCUCGAAUAUGUUUUCUGGAUCCCAAAGGCAGAUGCUGGGCAGGCCACAUGCUAUGUCUUCACAGCAACAACAGCAGCCAUAUCUUUAUCAGCAGCAGCUACAUCAGCAACUUCUCAAGCAGAACUUCCAGUCAGGGAAUGUUCCCAAUCCCAAUUCGCUUUUGCCAUCACACAUUCAACAACAGCAACAAAAUGUGCUGCAGCCUAAUCAACUGCAUUCUUCUCAACAACCAGGUGUUCCAACAUCUGCUACGCAGCCCUCCACUGUGAACUCAGCUCCUCUCCAGGGUCUCCACACAAAUCAGCAAUCAAGUCCGCAAUUGUCUUCUCAGCAGACGACACAAUCUAUGCUUCGUCAGCAUCAAUCGUCGAUGCUAAGGCAACAUCCGCAAUCACAACAAGCCUCUGGCAUCCAUCAGCAGCAAACUUCAUUGCCGCAGCAAUCAAUUUCUCCUCUACAACAGCAGCAAACACAAAUAAUGCGGCAACAAGCUGCAAAUAGCUCAGGCAUCCAACAGAAGCAGAUGAUGGGGCAGCAUGUUGUUGGGGAUAUGCAGCAGCAACAUCAGCAAAGGUUACUGAACCAACAAAAUAAUAUUAUGAACAUACAACAGCAGCAGUCGCAGCAGCAGCCACAACAACAGCAGAAACAGCAGCCACCGGCCCAGCAGCAGUUGAUGUCUCAACAAAACAGCCUCCAGGCCACGCAUCAGCAACCACUGGGCACUCAAAGCAAUGUUGCAGGAUUGCAGCAACCACAACAACAGAUGCUCAAUUCCCAGGUUGGCAAUUCGAGUUUGCAGAAUAACCAGCACUCGGUGCAUAUGUUAUCACAGCCAACGGUUGGGCUGCAAAGAACACAUCAGGCUGGCCAUGGCUUGUUUUCUUCUCAGGGCCAACAGUCACAAAAUCAGCCAUCCCAACAGCAGAUGAUGCCACAGCUUCAAUCGCAUCAUCAGCAGCUAGGUUUGCAACAACAACCUAAUCUGCUACAACAGGAUGUGCAACAAAGGCUACAAGCUUCAGGCCAAGUCACAGGUUCCCUGCUUCCACCUCAAAAUGUUGUGGACCAACAGAGACAACUAUAUCAAUCCCAAAGAACCCUUCCGGAGAUGCCAUCAUCAUCGCUGGAUUCGACGGCACAGACGGAAAGUGCAAAUGGAGCUGAUUGGCAAGAGGAGGUUUAUCAAAAGAUCAAAUCUAUGAAAGAGACGUAUUUACCAGAUCUGAAUGAAAUCUACCAGAGAGUUGCAGCUAAGUUGCAGCAAGAUUCUGUUCCUCAGCAACAAAGAUCAGAUCAGUUUGAGAAAUUGAAACAAUUCAAAACAAUGUUGGAGCGAAUGAUUCAAUUUCUAUCUGUUUCAAAGAGCAAUAUCAUGCCCGCAUUAAAGGAUAAGGUGGCUUAUUAUGAGAAGCAGAUUAUAGGUUUCUUAAAUAUGCACAGGCCGAGGAAGCCAGUACAGCAAGGGCAGCUUCCGCAAUCUCAGAUGCAGCCUAUGCAGCAACCGCAAUCUCAGACAGUUCAAGAUCAGUCUCAUGAUAACCAAACUAAUCAGCAGAUGCAAUCAAUGAGCAUGCAGGGUGCUGGGCCAAGGGCACAACAGAGUAGUCUGCCAAAUAUGCAGAACAAUGUUCUAUCAUCUCGUCCUGGAGUUUCAGCUCAGCAGAACAUUCCCAGUUCCAUACCGGCUUCUAGUUUAGAAUCAGGCCAAGGAAAUGCCUUGAAUAAUGGCCAGCAGGUUGCCAUGGGAUCCAUGCAACAAAAUACUUCUCAACAAGUUAAUAACAGUUCUGCCUCUGCUCAAAGUGGGUUAAGCACACUGCAGUCUAAUGUAAAUCAACCCCAGUUGAAUUCCAGUUUGCUUCAGCAUCAGCACCUCAAGCAACAGCAAGAUCAACAAAUGACGCAGCAGCUCAAACAGCAAUUUCAACAGCGCCAGAUGCAACAGCAACAGUUGCAAGCAAGACAUCAACAGCAACAGCAACAGUUGCAAGCAAGACAGCAAGUGGCACAAUUACAGCAGAUGAAUGAUAUGAAUGAUUUAACAUCAAGGCAGGGGAUGAAUGUCAGUCGUGGGAUGUUCCAACAACAUUCUCUGCAGGGCCAGCGUGCUACUUAUCCUCUUCAACAGUUAAAACCAGGAGCUGUUUCGUCGCCUCAACUUCUGCAAGGUGCAUCUCCUCAGAUGUCACAACAACAUUUGUCUCCUCAGGUUGACCAGAAAAAUCUGUCAACUGUCAACAAGAUGGGAACUCCAUUGCAACCUGCAAAUUCCCCUUUUGUUGUCCCAUCUCCUUCAACCCCCUUGGCUCCAUCCCCUAUGCAAGUUGACUCUGAGAAACCUGGUGCUUCUUCGUUGUCAAUGGGAAAUAUUGCACGCCAACAAGCAACUGGCAUGCAAGGUGUAGUUCAGUCCCUAGCAAUUGGCACUCCAGGGAUCUCUGCCUCUCCUCUCCUUCAGGAGUUUACUAGUCCUGAUGGAAAUAUUUUAAAUCCUUUGGCAAUUACAUCUGGAAAACCGAGUGCUACUGAGCUGCCUAUUGAACGCCUUAUUAGAGCCGCGAAGUCCAUCUCACCACAAGCGCUUUCUUCUGCAGUAAGUGACAUCGGAUCUGUUGUAAGCAUGGUUGAUAGGAUAGCUGGUUCAGCACCAGGAAACGGUUCAAGAGCUUCAGUUGGUGAGGACUUGGUUGCAAUGACUAAGUGUCGUCUCCAAGCAAGAAACUUCAUGACGCAAGAGGGAAUGAUGGCGACCAAGAAAAUGAAGCGUCACACAACCGCAAUGCCACUAAGUGUUGCUUCGCUGGGAGGAAGCGUUGGUGAUAACUACAAGCAGUUUGCUGGUUCAGAAACAUCAGAUCUAGAAUCUACUGCGACUUCUGAUGGCAAGAAGGCAAGAACUGAGAGCGAGCAUGCCCUUUUGGAGGAAAUAAAGGAAAUAAACCAGCGGCUGAUAGAUACAGUUGUUGAGAUAAGUGAUGAUGAAGAUGCUGCUGAUCGUAGUGAGGGAGCAAUAUCAAGCAUAGGGUGUGAAGGAACAACAGUUAGAUUCUCGUUUAUAGCUGUUUCUCUCAGCCCAGCCUUGAAGGCUCAUCUUUCAUCAACACAAAUGUCUCCUAUUCAACCAUUGCGUCUGCUGGUUCCUUGUAACUACCCCAAUGGCUCUCCUUCUCUUCUGGAUAAACUCCCGGUCGAAACCAGCAAAGAAAAUGAGGACCUCUCGUCCAAAGCUAUGGCAAGGUUCAACAUAUUGCUAAGAAGUUUGUCGCAGCCAAUGUCGCUCAAAGACAUAGCCAAGACAUGGGACGCCUGUGCUCGGGCUGUGAUCUGAGCAGAUGGAAUAUCGAUUGCCGCGACCUCAAGUAGGCUUAGCGUCCUCCAGAUAUAUGAGUCAAACAUAAAGGAGAUAAAGAUUGAUCAGAAAGUCGAUAAUGCAAGCAAGAAUAGUCCAAAAAGUCUGAGUAAUACCUGGAACUUCAGUUACCUCGUCAAUGUGGAGAUAAGCGAAUGCCAGGCAUAUGACAAAACGCCCUUUCUGAAGUUGAGACACCUCGAGUUAGAAAACCUGGAAGAACUGGAUAGCAUCUACUGGAGUGCUUUGUCUUUUCCUUGUCUAAUGAAAAUCGAUGUAUUCGGCUGUCCGAAUCUCUGGAAACUUCCUCUCAGUUCCUUCAGUGCAAGCGGCAGUAACCUUGUCAUUUAUGGAGAGGAAGAGUGGAUCCAGAAUCUUCAAUGGGACGAGGAAGAUACUAAGGAGCAGUUCACCCUGAAAAUUAUAAAGAGCGAGGUACCUAUGGAGAAUUCACAAAGCCAGUCAGAGUUAGAGUUGAGGAAGAGAGUAGCGGAUCUUGAGGAAGAGAACCGAUCAGUCAAACAACGUCUUGAGAGUAUAGAGAUGUUAUUAUGGCAGCAACGGCAAGAGCAUCAGCUAUUUAUGCCUCCACAAAGCAGCAUUCAGACAGUGGUGCAUCAGCAACAGACGGGAUCUCAAAGUAAUGUUCCGGGAAUACAGCUGUUACAACAGCAACCUAAUCUGAUACAAAAGGAUGUGCAACAUAGGCUUCAAGCUUCAGGCAUGCUUCCACCUCAAAAUGUAAUUCACCAACAGAGGCAAUCCAAUCCAGAGAUGCCAUCAACAUCAUCACUGGGUUCAUGGGGGAAUGCGAAUGGAGAUGAUUGGCAAGAGAAGGCUUUCCAAAAGAUCACAUCCAUGAAAGAGAUGUACUUACCAGAUAUGACUGAACUUCACCAGAAAGUUUCAGCCAAGUUGCAGAACGAAUUUAUUCCACAGCAAGAAAGAUCAGAUAAGUUUGAGAAAUUGGAAAAACUCAAGACAAUGUCGGAGCGAAUCAUAAAUUUCCUAUCUGUUCCAAAGGGCGAUAUCACGCCUGCAUUAAAGGAUAAGGAUUCAUCUGAGCAUGUCCAUUUCGUUUUCACUCAAGCCAUGGCCUGUUUAGCUGCUGUCAUUGUUUUAACCAUCACCGUGGUUGGCAAUUUGAUCCCAGUAAGCAGUAGCAUUACAUAUACACUGGUUGGUUUAGUGAUUGUUCUUCUGGUGUUUCCUCUUGCAAUUCCUGUCAAGAUGACAUUUUUCCGGAAAAAGUCCGUGAGGAAACCGAACCCUCUUCCCGAAUCUGUGGAAGGUUUAGAUCAGGAAGGAGGAGAGAGUAAUCCAACCAACCCGUUGCUGAGACCCUCUUCAUCUCUUGGAAGUUUCAUUGAGAUGGAGGAUGAUGAUGCUUCAGAUAUACAGACCCUCUUAGCUGAGGGAGGAGGAGCAGUUGAGAAGAAGAGAGGACCGAGGAGAGGAGAGGAUUUUAGAAUGAGAGAAGCUUUGGUCAAGGCUGAUUUCUGGCUUCUAUGGUUUCUUUACUUCCUCGGUGUUGGCUCUGGUGUCACAGUUUUAAACAACUUGGCUCAGGUUGGGAUUGCAGUUGGCAUUGAUAACACAACAGUCCUCUUAUGCCUCUUUAGUUUCUUCAACUUUGUUGGCCGGCUUAGCUCAGGAGCUAUCUCAGAGCACUUUGUCAAGUCAAGAGCAAUGCCGAGAACCGUGUGGAUGAUAUUAGCACAGUUUCUCAUGGUACUUGCUUUCAUUCUCUACGCUCUCUCUUCAACCGCCACUCUCUAUCCGGCAACCGCGCUUCUAGGCACAUGCUACGGGUUGCAGUACGCACUCAUGGUUCCUACAGCAUCUGAGCUCUUUGGACUCGAGCAUUUUGGCAUCAUCUACAGUUUCAUGAUUCUAGGAAACCCAAUUGGUGCAGUUCUCUUCUCCGGUUUACUAGCUGGUCGUUUGUAUGAUGCUGAGGCUAUUAAACAAGGAAGCUCGACUUGUUACGGACCGGAGUGUUUCAAGCUGACUUUCGUGAUCCUAUCUUGCGUCUGUGGGGUUGCAGCGAUUCUCGGUGUGAUUCUAACUGUUAGGAUAUGACCGGUUUAUCAAUCUCUAUACGGCUCAAGAUUUUACCGGCUACCUCAAGAGUAAGUAAGAUCACUGAGGCAGGCUUAAUGUCAUGGUUAUGUGUGUAAACAGAGCUUUUUAUUGAGAAAAGAGUAAAAGUGAUAAACUUUU